AUGGCAACAAGAGCUGAACUCGCGCAGCGCCUUGCCUCGAUCCCUUCCGAGGAUUUGUUGACUCACCUUGAAGACGAGGCCCUCGCCAACCUUGCUACUCGGUACUUCCAAAGUGCCACCAUGCCGGCCGACAGAUCCAGCCCUGGUGAGGCCUCUACUGAUGAGGAUUCGAACCAGCGGGCCAAACGACCCCUCAAUGCCUUCAUCGCCUUCAGAAGCUACUACCUGAAGCUGUUCCCUGACGUUCAGCAAAAGGCCGCUUCUGGUUUCUUGACCACCCUUUGGAACCAAGACCCCUUUAGAAACAAGUGGGCUCUGAUUGCCAAAGUGUACUCAUUCAUCAGAGACGAAAUUGGCAAGGACAGGAUUUCCCUACCUUUCUUCCUUGGCGUGUGCUGCCCUAUCAUGAACAUCAUUGAGCCUGCCCUCUACCUUUCCUCUCUUGGCUGGUCUGUGGAAGUCAGAGCCGACGGUACACAGAGAAUUGUCCAAUUUCGGGCUGCCUCCCCCAACAACUUCGCUCAGUCUCAGGCUCAGGGUAUUCCUACCACUGAGAUGGAUCUGCUCCAGGCACUUCUCAAGGCUGGCUACCUUCCAAGGGAGAGCGCUGGGCUCCUCCAGCGGAUGAGUUCAAACACAAAUGGAAUGAUGACCACCAGCCCCAUCCAGGCUUCUCCUACCACUCCACCUACCAUGGAGAAACUUGAUUUCAUCAACACCAUUCGAAAUGAUCCAAUCCAGGCAACCAAGGAGAUCUUUUCUGCUCACUACGAUGAUCGCAUCAUGCGGGAGCAUGGUUACCGUGUUUAUACAGCUCAGAAUUUGAACGCCAUCACUCAUCUUCCAAUGGCGCUUCCCAUCCCUCAGCCAAUUCCCUACCGAUACGCCCACACUCACUACCACUUGGGACUUGGAAAUGAGCCUAUCAUGGAUUUCAACAACAUUCCCCAGAAUGGUUGUUAUGAUAUUAGCAACCCAUUCCACAUGGAUCAUCUUCUCGGGCACACCGAUUGUGAAGGAGAUCGCGCCGCUGGACACCCAGACAGCCCUCCCUACGACUCACACGAGGAUUUCCAAUACAUGUUCUAA
Clonostachys rhizophaga is the source of this 1089-nucleotide messenger RNA. NCBI's taxonomy places the organism in Eukaryota, Fungi, Ascomycota, Sordariomycetes, Hypocreales, Bionectriaceae. The record is from the annotation of a GenBank genome assembly.